UAAUACACUAAUGAUAUAUCAACAGCUAAAUCCCGAUUAGAGAAUGGACGACAAGGUAGAGAAUAUCUCGUUAGAGGAUGAGAUUCCGGAAGCGCUGGUCAACUACGACAGCGAUAGCAGCAUGAUUACCGUGAUCGAGAGCGACAGCGCAGACGGCGAGAAGAGGGAGAAAGAGAAAAAGACGGAAAGUACAGGAGCGAUUCCGAAAAAGAAGCUGCCUGUCGUCACCGAGAACAUCGAGGUGACUAAAGCGUGGGUGGAAAACCUUCCGAUGCUGCCGAUCGGAAGCAGAAUGAUAUAUGAGAAGCAGGAGAAAUUAGUCACCAAAAUGGAAAAUUCCAUGAAGCUGAUGGACAAAAUCAUGUCGAAAGCCACCGAUAUGAUGGAAAACAUGGUGGAAGUUACCCGACUCAAUCUAGAGAGAGAAAGGGUAAAACUUAGAAGCUUAGAGUUAGAGGCAGAAAAGAAAAACGAGAAAGUAGAGAAGAUAGACAAACCAGAGAUCAGAGCACAGAGAGCAACUAUAGAGGAAACAAAAUGCUUCAGUUGCAACAAGCUGGGCCACAUGGCAAAGGAUUGCCCGCUAGCAGAACAUGGGGCAUGGUUCUGCUAUUAUUGCCAGGAAGUACGAGGUCAUAAAGGAGAUAGCUGCCCCAAUUCCGGAAAAGAGGCGAACAGAUUUAGAGGAAAAAGGUAGCAGAAAAAGGUAUGCAGAUAAAGUUGUUAAUAAAAAUAUAAAGAAAAAGGGUAAAUUUGAACCUAGAGGCACUAAAAGAGUUAACGACAAAGGGAAGAUAACUAAGCUGCAAAACUUCAAGAAAACUUCAACGAAAACAGCAACAGAAGUUAAAUCAAAAGAAGGUAAAAUAUGUGUGGUUAGAUUAAUAAAAGAUAGAAAUAGUGCAAAAGAGUUGGUUAAUUUUAUUGCAGACUCCGGCGCAACAGAUCAUAUUGUGAAUAAAAGUAUGAUUUUGUCAAAUUUUGAAAAAUGUAAUGAUAGAGUUAUUAAAUGCGCGAAUAAAAAUGAGCUUGCAGACAUUUCAAUAGAUGGUAAAGGAGAUCUUCUAUUAAUAUCGAAUACCAAAGAAAAUAAAGUCAUUAAAUUAACAAAUGUUAUGGCAACGAAAGAAGUAUCUGAAAAUCUAUUGUCUUUAAGAAAACUGGCUGAUGCAGGUUUCAGUAUUUAUUUAGAUGAUAAAUUGCUUAAAGUUUACAAUAAAUUAACAAAUAAAACAGUUUUCGAAGGAAAAUAUGAGAAGCCAAAUUGGAUUAUUCAAUUCGAAGUCAAAAACAAAUAUAUAGAGGACAAAGAUAAUGUUGAGUGUGCUGUGUAUAAAUGUAGAGCAGCAAUUGUUCCACAUUGUGAGUUUUCUGAACAAUCGCGAGCAAACAUUCAAAAUAAUGAGAUAUCAAUUUCGGAGGGAGAAUUAGAUGAGAGAAAUAAUGUUGACUCUGCGAUUGGGAGGGAGAAUGAAGGAGAGCUCAUAAAUGUGAACAACAGCAAUACUGAAUCUGAGCAAGCCAUUAAGUUAGAGGACAUACAAACAAUAGAAAAUAUAGAAGAAAUGUUUGAAAGCUCAGUAAC
Molecule: messenger RNA, 1585 nt
Organism: Solenopsis invicta (red fire ant)
Lineage: Eukaryota; Metazoa; Arthropoda; Insecta; Hymenoptera; Formicidae
Exons: 2
Coding region: 44-697 (217 amino acids)
Molecular function (GO): zinc ion binding; nucleic acid binding
Source: RefSeq, a predicted model, not a curated record